UUUAAGUAAGACCUAUAAGCGUGACGAUGGAUAGUGUCCUGAGCCUGCAGGUUAGGCUGAAAGAUUCAGCGACCAACAAAGUGAAGAUCUAGGAGUCUAUUUUCCUUGAACCAGUGCAAACUGAUAAAACUUAGAAGGAUUAUAGCUCCUGCAGAAGGAAAAUAAGAAGAAGUAAGAAAUUACCAUUACUCUGCCAUUGACUCAUGCUAGAUGUCAAACUGAGAUACAUGCAAAACGCAAGCACAUACAAGCUAAAGGAACAGAUUGUGGCAAUAUUUAAAAAUAUCACAACUCUCUAAAUAAGAAGCAGUUCUGGCUGGGAGAAGACAUCCCUGCUCAGCUGGAGGAAAGUCAGAGAGCAUCUGAGAAGAAGCUGAGACCUUCAUUUUGCAAACACAUAAGGUGCUGACCGAGGCAGUAUAGUACCUCUGCAUCCCUCAUAGAGAAGGUUUUUUUCUUGUUUUUGUGUCUCUUGAAACACCUGGAGUGAGGAAAAACCUCCGCAUUGGCCAAGCAGAAGAAAGAGGAUCUAUGACUGAGGUGGAUCGGCUAGGAGUGGCUCCUCGCAGCAUAGAGGGAGGCACUUUUCACACUGUUUUGGAAUGAGAAGUUAAAUUCAUGAGCACACAUGAUUUAGAAGACAUGGGCUGUGGCACUUCGUCUUCAAGGAAAGACAGGAAAUCUGAGAAAGCGCUAAAAGCCGCAUUGAUCAUCCAGAACUGGUACCGAGGUUACAGUGCUCGGUUGAAGGCCAGACAACGCUAUGCCCUCACCAUCUUCCAGUCUAUCGAAUAUGCUGAUGAACAAGGCCAACUGCAGCUAUCCAACUUCUUUUCCUUCAUGUUGGAAAACUAUACACAUAUACACGAGAAAGACCCAGAUUUAGUUGCUCGACUCUUUGGUAGCACCCUCCAGGACUGCAGGGAUAGACAGGAGUAUGUCUCAUUCAUAGACGUCCCAGACUCCUAUAAUGGUCCUCGGCUGCAAUUUCCUCUCACUUUUAUUGAUAUUGAUUUACUUGUCGAGGCCUUCAGGCAACAACAGGUACUUCAUGCUCAUUAUGUCUUAGAAGUGCUCUUUGAAACAAAGAGAGUCCUGAAGCAAAUGCCGAACUUCACUCACGUAAAGACGUCUCCCUCCAAAGAGAUAACGAUCUGUGGUGAUUUACAUGGGAAACUGGAUGAUCUUUUUUUGAUCUUCUAUAAGAAUGGUCUCCCCUCAAGGAACAAAUAUAUUUUUAAUGGUGAUUUUGUAGACCGAGGAAAACAUUCCAUAGAGAUCCUAAUGAUCCUGUUUGUGAGUUUUCUUGUCUACCCCAAUGACCUGCACUUGAACAGAGGGAACCAUGAAGAUUUUAUGAUGAAUCUGAGGUAUGGCUUCACAAAAGAAAUUUUGCAUAAAUAUAAGAUGCAUGGAAAGAAAAUCUUAGAAAUCUUAGAAGACCUCUAUUCCUGGCUCCCAAUUGGUACAAUCAUUGACAAUGAAAUCCUGGUCAUACAUGGUGGGAUAUCAGAGUCCACAGACUUGAAUUUGCUCCACCGUAUAGAAAGAAACAAAAUGAAAUCUGUGCUGAUGCCACCAAUUCCCUUGGUUGAAGACCACGAUACUGACUUGAAGAAAAAUAAAGUAGGUGCAACUCUUAUACCUCGGGAACUCAAAACAAAUGGAUCCCCUUCUGAGCAGUUAACAAAACAUGAAUGGGAACAGGUUAUCGAUAUUCUGUGGAGUGAUCCCAGAGGCAAAAGAGGCUGUUACCCAAACACAAGUCGAGGAGGGGGCUGCUAUUUUGGACCAGAUAUUACCUCCAAGGUUCUUAAUAAAUACCAGUUGAAGAUGCUCAUUAGGUCUCAUGAAUGUAAGCCCGAAGGGUAUGAAAUCUGCCACGAUGGGAAGGUUGUUACUGUAUUUUCUGCUUCUAAUUAUUAUGAAGAAGGCAGCAAUCGAGGAGCUUACAUCAAACUGUGUUGUGAUAUGACCCCUCGAUUUUUCCAGUACCAAGUAACUAGGACAACGUGCUCGAGGCCUCUUUACCAAAGGGUGAAUGCUAUUGAAAGUAGUGCCAUCAGGAUAUUGAAAGAGAGAAUGAUUUCACGAAAAACUGACCUCAUUCGUGCUUUCCAACUUCAAGACCGCAGUAAAUCAGGAAAACUUUCUAUGAGCCAGUGGGCUUUUUCCAUGGAGAACAUUUUGGGGCUGAACUUACCGUGGAGAUCCCUGAGUUCUCAUCUGGUAACCACAGACAAAAAUGGAAAUAUUAACUACAUGUCCAGCUUCCAGGAUAUCCACAUUCAGAAACCUGUGAAAGAGGUUCAAUCUACUCUAAUUGAAACUCUGUACAGAUACCGCUCUGACCUGCAAAUCAUCUUCAAUGUCAUUGACUCUGAUCACUCAGGCCUGAUUUCCAUGGAAGAAUUUCGUGCCAUGUGGAAACUCUUCAAUAGUCACUACAACAUUCAUAUUGAUGAUUUUCAAGUUGAUGAGCUCGCUGAAAGAAUGGACUUAAACAAAGAUGGAAGCAUUGACUUUAAUGAGUUUCUAAAGGCUUUCUAUGUAGUGCAUAAAUUGGAUAAGUUGAACAAAUCAGAUGGCAACCCUCCUUAACAAGAACUAGGGCUUUCCCUCCUGUAAACUCUUGGGCCGAAAUCACUGAUGCCAUCUUUCCAGAACCCUUGUAAUUCAUAAUCAGUAGUAGAGAAAAGUAGACCCCCAUUCAUACCAUGAGCAGAUGUAUAAUGUGGGUUUCUGAAGUCCCCAUGAAGUGGUAAUUGGUAAAACUAGAUUAAAUGUCAGCUGAUAGUAUUUGGCUCCAGUGUUAGGACUCACACAUUGCCAGGUAGAAACUGGGUUUGAGCCUAGUGUUGGCCUCUUGGACCAGGAGACCAGAGCAGUUUGGAAACAUGUUGAAAGGAACCCACAGAGCACCAGAGAAAAGUACAACAUGUGUGAGUGACUGAGGGAUGGGAGGAGGAAUACCAAACUAUUAAUGAAAUAAAAUAUGUCCAUCUUU
Messenger RNA from Zalophus californianus (California sea lion), 3007 nucleotides. RefSeq names its product protein phosphatase with EF-hand domain 1 (gene PPEF1). Gene Ontology annotation, biological process: detection of stimulus involved in sensory perception. The record is from RefSeq and is a predicted model, not a curated record. Gene Ontology annotation, cellular component: nucleus; cytosol. NCBI's taxonomy places the organism in Eukaryota, Metazoa, Chordata, Mammalia, Carnivora, Otariidae. Gene Ontology annotation, molecular function: iron ion binding; manganese ion binding; protein serine/threonine phosphatase activity.